UCCUGGGGGAAUACGGCGACUUUCUACCCGCCUGGGAGGCAGCAGCCUGUAACCUUGUGCACCCAGAAGGGGAAGAGGCGACAGAUCAAGGUGGCCAUGCCUACCAGAGGCAUCAAAAGGAAAUAUCCUCAAUGGGAAGAGUCUGUGCUGGAUGGACACCUGUCCUUUCAGACAGACAGUUACACCUUCUUCCGUCAGUCCUUGCUCAACAUGUCGCUUGAGAAGUUCAACAAGGGACGUAUGAUGGUAGAGCCUAGCUUGCGACGCUAUGUUCUCAUCGCCAAUACUCUGAGAGUCAUCCAGGAAGAUAUUCGCCAUGAAAGUCUAUGCCCUCUUCCUGCCAUGGAGGGUGGAAUCCCUGGCAUAUGUGAUCCAUCAACUGGGAAUGUCAUAAGCUCUCUUCUCCCUCCAGAUCUGGAAAAUAUUCUUCUACCUUCCAUAGAAGAUGACUUUUCUGUGUCUGCUGCCAUUGCCUCCAUUUUGAAAGAGUUAGAAAGUGUAUUAGAUGAAAGUUGUCCGCAAAGUCUUCCACGAACCUUUGUCAUGCAUGAUGCGGAAGCCAAGGCGGAGUCUGUCAACCAAGUUGGUUCACGUGUCCCCUUCCCAGCCGCACAAACGCCAAGUAACGGUGUUGAUGCUAGGAAGGAAGAGCUUUUUAAUACUAAUUCUAGCUCCUUAGGGGAUGCUCGGGAAAUUGAAUUGAUAAGAGACCUGGUGUUGGCUGCAGCAUGUUCUGAAAACCUGCCUGCAUCUGCUCCAGAUGCGCCACCCGAACUUCCUACUGUUAUGGACACUUCUGUUUUGGAGCCAGUGCCUAUUAAAGCCUCCUCACACUCUAAUGGUGACGCACCAGUAGCUAUGGACACUUCUAGCCCUGAACAGAUGAAGUCUGAACUCCCAGCCGAUAACUCUGUAUUAACUGUUCCAGCUGAGGAGCUCAGACCCUCAGAGGCUGUCUUUGGCAGUUUUGAGAUCAUGAAUUCCAGCUAUCUUAACGAUGUCUCUCUUGAUGAUCCCUUUUCAGACAUUGACACUUCUGUGUUUGAGAAAGAAUCUCAGUCUAUAGGAUCCUCCUUAAGUACCCGUUUGUCUGCAUCAGAAGAACAAUGGUUUUCUUCCUCCUGUAGCUCCCCAUCUUACAGUUCUAGUCAAGGUAUGCGGGAAACCAAUGACAUUGAUAACAUUAUUGAAAUUCUUGUUGGGUCCUGACAUCUUCCUAAAGCAAGAACUAACUUUUUCAAUAGGAUGGGCCAGUAUAAUAUUUCUGAGCUGGAAGGACUCUGAGACUAUGCAUAUAUUUGCACAAAACUGUAUGCUGUCCUUUGCUGGUUAUCUUGCAUGUCAUAAUGCGAGAAUGGUGCCUACAAACCAGUAACUAGAAGUGUUCAGUGUUUACA
Nanorana parkeri is the source of this 1397-nucleotide messenger RNA. It is a transcript of the gene SERTAD3, whose product is annotated as SERTA domain containing 3. Gene Ontology annotation, cellular component: nucleus. Bases 97 to 1209 code for a protein of 370 amino acids. Gene Ontology annotation, molecular function: transcription regulator activity. The record is from RefSeq and is a predicted model, not a curated record. Lineage: Eukaryota; Metazoa; Chordata; Amphibia; Anura; Dicroglossidae. The transcript is spliced from 2 exons.